AUGCUUAAGGAAAAUUAUGGUUACCCAGAUACUCUUGACUUUAGUGACAGAUAUAAAGAAGCUAUUAGAAAGUUCAAGGAAGGAAAUACUGACCCGAACCUAUUUAGCUUUAUGGUUCAGCAUCAAAUCGGAUAUAAUCUCAAACCUGGAAAAUACAAGCUCGCAAAGGGAUAUGAUUUAAUAGCAUAUCAUCCAAAUGACAUGGAUGAAUUUACUCCGAGAUAUUUGAUGUCAGAGCUAAAUGAUAAUUCAACUCUCUUCAUGAAACGUGUAAAAAAUAGAGACGGAACGAAAGAAGAAAGGGUUAUGAAUGCGGAUGACUUAGAAAGGGAAUUCGUUAAAAACGGUCUCGGAAUAUAUGAAAUGCCAGCAGAUGAGGUACAAGAAACUCAACAGGAAGAAGUUCAGAUACAACCAGACAUGGAAGAAAUAGUUCAGCAACAACAGCUAGAAGAGCCUGAAGGAAACGAACAAGUCCCUCCUUUGGAAACUAACUUCACAGAACUAGAUGAAGAUUUGGAACAGCCGAAAAAUCUUGACCCUCAACAAGAGUAUGAGGUGAAUAUGGAAUCUUUCCAAGAGUCUAAGAAAAAUUCGGCUGACAUAGUAGAAGAAUAUCGAAA
Messenger RNA from Trichomonas vaginalis G3, 623 nucleotides. Its product is annotated as protein of unknown function, DUF4106 family. Lineage: Eukaryota; Parabasalia; Trichomonadida; Trichomonadidae. The record is from RefSeq and is a predicted model, not a curated record. The transcript has a single exon. The annotation marks the transcript as partial.